UCCGAAAUGUAAACCUUUAUCAGUGAAUUUCAUAUCCCUGUUUGCACACACAAGGACAUCAGGAGGCAGCAAGGCUGUGUUUACUGCAGAAGCUAAACUUUUCACACCAGAAGUCAUCAUGCUUUACACAGAUUUACUGCAGCUUUGGAAUGAGUCAGUGCAGGCAAUGGAUAGCAAGGACUGGCAAGGAGCUCUGGCAAAGAUGGACCAGAUUACGGAACCUACGUCUUGGACACUCUUCAAUGCUGCCUCAGCACACAUCUGUCUGGGACAUCUGGAUUCUGCCCUCAAGGCAUUAGACCUCACAAUUGUCAAGGAUCAACGGCUUUCUGUUGCAUUCUUCCAGAGAGCAGCCAUCAAGAUUCUGCUUGGCAGGUUGGAAGAGGCUCUGUCUGACUGUGUCUGGGCACAGAAACACUUAAGAGGAAACAAUGUCAUUGACUACAGACAACUUGGACUGCGCUAUAAGCUGAACAGCUGGCAGGUGUCACAUAACGCAGCUGCUGUGUACUGUCGAAUGGAUCAGUGGGAGCAAGCAAGAGAUGUUCUCAUGUCGAACAAUCAAGGCGGGAAUCUAGAAAUGGCAUUGGACAUGAUUUUGAGAAAUGAAGUCCUAGCACCUCUCCUGGUACCUGAGGGUGUCGUGUUUCGGCCCAGGAAAAAAGAUGUGGAACAGCUCAAGCCGAGGGACUUUUUAGGGAAACCCAAGGUGAUUUCAUCUAUGAUACCCAAUGACGAUUUUGGGGGAUUUGAACCUCUCAGAUUGCAGAAACCUGGUUUUUAUCAGCCCAGUGUGGAUGGGGCUCAGCAUUCUCGCUACAUGUGUAUGGGCGUCCCUUACAUGGCUCGAGGUCCGGGUCAGUUGACCGUGCCAGGAGGUGCCAAGGUCUUUAUAUUCGGAGAAGAGGACAGGGAUGGAAUGGCAACUGUCAUAUAUGAUGGACAGAGAGGACUUGUGCCAGCGUCUCUGCUCAAGCCAGCAGAUAUAAAGACAGCCGAAGGCAAAACUGUUAAUACACUUCCGACUGGGAUCCCCCUCCCUCCAGGUCUAAAGCCACCCACUCGUCCACAAACCAGAUCCAGUUCUGCAACUCCUACUUGGGAACACCUGAUCUCUGACACACCACCACCACCCUAUGCAACCGCCACCCGUAUUCAACCGUCAGCCUCAACACUUCCCGGGUACACAGCCAAUGCAGCCAGCAAGCAGAUUGUCAACGUGGUCCAGGAAUCUGAAGCAGACUCUGUUGUGAUGGUGAAAGUUAAUUACAUAUACACUGUGGCACUGUCAGUGGCAACGAAUACAACAUACCAUGAACUGAAGGAAGAUAUUGCGCAUAAAUUGGAUCAGCCAUCCUCUUCUUUACGUCUCAGAUACAGGAAGCAUGGCUCCCGUUUGCUGGUACCUCUCGAUUGGGAGGUAGAGACAGGCAAAACCCUACACGACGUGUCAGAGGCUGGCAGAGCAACUCUGUGGUGCCAGGUCGAAGAUCCCCUGCACAACCAUAAUAUCCUUUACCAAAUGGUGGCAAAACAUGAUUAUUCUGCUCAGGGACCAGAGGAUUUAGAAUUUAGUGAAGGGGAUACCAUUGACAUUCUGUGUGAAGUUAACGAAGAGUGGCUCGAGGGACACUGUGCAGGAAAAGUAGGCAUCUUCCCCAGUUGCUUUGCCAUGAGAGAGAAUGACACCUUGAUGCAGAUGUCGGAGUUCUAGUGAGAUCAGCUAGAUUUAUUGUAGAGGUUUUCCAUGGCAACCAAGUUAAAAAUAGUAGUGACUACUGUAGACAUUACAGAAGCCAUCAUUGAUUUGUUUUGGUUGAAGCAAUGUAUUAUUUUCUAAUGCUAACUAUAGAUUUGGCUAGCAUACACAUACACUUCAUGAAAUGAGUGUAUAUAUUUUUUUUCCCAUCGUAUUUCUGCAUGCUAACUAAUAUAAUAUAUAAUUAUUUAAGUAUAUCAUAGAAAUCUGAACAUUUACAGCUGUCUUGUGAAUUUCUAUUAUACAAAGUGCCAACCACUGAGGAGGACAGCAGUUUUUUCCUUUAGUACACACAUUAAAAUGUUAUGAGCCACAUGUAAGAGCUCCAGAACGCUCUUUUGUCUUUUGGACCAGUUGGCAUCUACAAAACCCAAAACCAGUGCAGUUGGCACGUUGUGUAAAUCGUAAAUAAAAACAGAAUACAAUGAUUUGCAAAUCCUUUUUAACAUAUAUUCAAUUGAAUACACUGCAAAGACAAGAUACUUAACGUUCGAACUGGUAAACUUUAUUUUUGCAAAUAUUAGCUCAAGUGGAAUUUGAUGCCUGCAACAUGUUUAAAAAAAGCUGGCACAAUUGCCAAAAAAACUGAAAAAGUUGAGUAAUGCUCAUCAAACACUUAUUUGGAACACCCCACAGGUGAACAGGCUAAUUGGGAACAGGUAGGUGCCUUGAUUGGGUAUAAAAGCAGCUUCCAUGAAAUUCUCUGUCAUUCACAAACAAAGAUGAGGCAAGGGUCACCACUUUGUGAACAAGUGCGUGAGCAAAUUGUCGAACAGUUUAAGAACAACAUUUCUCAACGAGCUAUAGCAAGGAAUUUAGGGAUUUCGCCAUCUACGGUCCGUAAUAUCAUCAAAAGGUUGAGAGAAUAUGGAGAAAUCACUGCACGUAAGCGGCAAAGCCGAAAACCAACAUUGAAUGCCCGUGACCUUCGAUCCCUCAGGCGGUACUGCAUCAAAAACCGACAUCAGUGUGUAAAGGAUAUCCCCACAUGGGCUCAGGAACACUUGAGAAAACCAUUGUCGCUACAUCUGUAAGUGCAAGUUAAAACUGUACUAUGCAAAGCGAAAGCCAUUUAUCAACAACACCCAGAAACGUUGUCGGCUUCGCUGGGCCCGAGCUCAUCUAAGAUGGACUAAUUCUGUGGUCUGACGAGUCCACAUUUCAAAUUGUUUUUGGAAACUGUGGCCGUCGUGUCCUCCGGACCAAAGAGGAAAAGAACCAUUCGGAUUGUUAUAGUCCGGAUGGAGUUGUGUACCUUUCAGUUACAGCUGAAAGGUACAUAAAGGUUUUGAAGCAACAUAUGUUGCCUUCCAAGCAACAUCUUUUUCAUGGACGCCACUGCUUAUUUCAGCAAGACAAUGCCAAGCCACAUUCUGCACGUGUUACAACAGCGUGGCUUCGUAGUAAACGAGUGGGGUACUAGACUGGCCUGCCUGUAGUCUAGACCUGUCUCCCAUUGAAAAUGUGUGGCGCUUUAUGAAGUGUAAAAUACGAUGGAGUGUUUGAACAACUUAAGCUGUACAUCAAGCAAGAAUAGGAAAUAAUUCCACCUGAAAAGCUUAAAAAAUUGGUCUACUCAGUUCCCAAACAUUUACUGAGUGUUGUUAAAAGGAAAGACCAUGUAACACAGUGGUAAAAAUGCCCCUUUGCCAACUUUUUGCAAUGUUUUGCUGCCAUUAAAUUCUAAGUUGAUGAUUAUUUCCAAAAAAAAAAAAAAAAGUUUCUCAGUUUGAACGUUACAUAUCUUGUCUAAGCAGUAUAUUCAAUCGAAUAUAAGUUGAAAAGGAUUUGCAAAUCAUUGUAUUCUGUUUUUAUUUACAAUUUACACUACAUGCCAACUUCACAUGUUUUGGGUUUUGUAUCAGUAACUGUUAAUGAUGCUAUGCAUGUUGCAUAGCAUCCAUCUUCUUAGAUGAGAAACCUACAUAGCUCAAUGAGAUAAAAUGACCAAAGGUGCCCACUUAUGUUUCAGAAGACUACACAUAGCUUGGCCAACAAUCAAAUUGGAACUUGUGCAUGUAAAAUGUGAUUCACAGAGAAGUGCAAAAAGUGUGACAAUCAACUAUGACAGUAAUUUGAUUAAUUAAUAUGUAAUUGUAAUGAGUGAGUUGAUCUGUAUUGAUUUCAUCAUUCUUAAUGAUUCUUAUUUUUCAAAUAGAAUAAAGUGUAGUUUUGCUAAUAAUCAUCUAUGCAGUAGACACACAUGCAUAUCAUUUAAUGUUUGUCACAAUGCUGGUCUGAAAAUGUUCCCAAAAAUCGUUUUUUGGUAUUUUAGUCAUGUGUCAAUGAACCAGAUCAGUGAAAUGCAACAUUUUUGAUUCAAUAAAGGGUUUGUAUGUUA
This is a messenger RNA of Nerophis lumbriciformis (worm pipefish), 4100 nucleotides long. Its product is annotated as neutrophil cytosol factor 2-like. Gene Ontology annotation, molecular function: protein binding; superoxide-generating NADPH oxidase activator activity. The record is from RefSeq and is a predicted model, not a curated record. Gene Ontology annotation, biological process: superoxide anion generation. Lineage: Eukaryota; Metazoa; Chordata; Actinopteri; Syngnathiformes; Syngnathidae.